Hirsutella rhossiliensis is the source of this 441-nucleotide messenger RNA. RefSeq lists its product as uncharacterized. Lineage: Eukaryota; Fungi; Ascomycota; Sordariomycetes; Hypocreales; Ophiocordycipitaceae. The record is from RefSeq and is a predicted model, not a curated record. The transcript has a single exon. The coding region runs from base 1 to 441 and encodes 146 amino acids.
AUGAACGGCCAGCUGCUCAAGACGGAGUAUCUGCCCAUCCAGAUUGGUGGUAUCUUUGCAGCUUACGGGGUCUCUCUGCUGCUAGUUUCCAUGAUACUAGCCCUUCUUUCAAAGAAACGACGGCUUCACAACGACAAUCGUGCUACGGCCAUGUCUACACAUCUCUAUGGCUCGGGUCAUGGGCCUGCUUUGGCAUUUCCGACGGACAAGACUUCGUUACUGCCACUGGACGAGCUGGCCCUAAAGAAGGGCUAUUUCUCAACUACAAACAGCAUGCCUCAUCCGGCGAGUGCAGUUCCAUACUCGCCAUACCAGCCCGGCAUGUUCUGCACCACUGUCACUUCCUUCCUAGUGACGGAACAAGAUAGGAAACAAGCAAAGAGAAUGGCUCCUGUAGGCCCCGUGUUGGAAAUGGUGAAGAGCCCUGAUGAAAUUUGGUAG